UCCAACUUUGAAAGGAAGUUACCACCUCUUCCCCAUACUCACACGCUCAGGCAGACACACACACACACACACUCAUACACACACACACACGCUCUUCAGGACUUGACCACAGCAGUAACAGAGAAUCAACAGUCAGAGCUGCUUAUAAUGCUGUGUUUCUUUUUAAAAGUGGAGGGAAAAAAGGCCAGGAUUUCCAUUUUAGCCUGAAACUCUGUGUGUGUGGACUGAACAGCUCUUUGUCGUCAUACGCCGGAUCCUUUCAUUAUACCCUGUGUGGAUUUAAGACAGCACAGUUCAACUACUGAAAACUAAGGGGCUGUCUCUAGUCUCCUGCUCGACCGUGUAUCCUGCAACAGGGUGGCCAAAUGAACUGUUUAGCCUGAGGACCAAAGAUCACAGGCCCUGAUCCAGCAGCACUGGGGGAAACAGAGAGAAGUACUAUCAUUUUGUAUCCAUUCUCCAACUGCUCAUUACACCAUGAGCUGGGACUGAGGACUUCAGAGUUUCAUUUUGUGGUGUCGGAGGCAAACCAAACACAGUCACUAUGGAUGUGAAGAAGAAAGAAAUGGACCUUCUGAGCAACACCAUAGCUGCUUAUGCACACAUCAAGGCAAAUCCAGAGAGCUUCGGUCUUUACUUUGUGCUCGGAGUGUGUUUCGGACUGGUGCUGACCCUCUGCCUUCUGGUGAUCCGCAUCUCCUGUAAACCGCGGACCAACAUUGCCCCUUCUACGCCUGAGAAAAAACAGUUAAAAGACAUAAGCGAGGAUGAUGAGGAGAGUGAGGAUGAGGAGGAUGAAGACGAAGGGGACGAUGUAGAGGCACCAAUUACACUGCCCACCACAGAAAUACCUGUUGGUAAUCACACCAGCCAAUCAGACGGGACGCUGAGCGUUAACGUCUUUACUUCGGCCGAGGAGCUGGAACGGGCCCAACGAUUGGAGGAGAGGGAACGAAUCAUACGUGAGAUCUGGAGGAACGGCCAGCCUGAUAUCCUGGGCUCAGGAACAGGGACUAUUGGACGAGUGCACUACUACUAAAACAUUCACGAGGCUACAGAGGAGGCACUGCGAGCCCAGAGAAGGAGAUACACAGACUUUUGGAUGGGUCCAGUGUCCCUGUAAGACUAAAAACUAAAGGACCUGUGGUAGAAAAAAUGCAAUACCAUUAAAAAAAAGGGCAACAUUGACUUUGUCGCAUUGAUCUAUCUAGCUCUGACAGAGCAAAACUACGUGAUAUUGCACUUCUGAUGUUAAAAAAAAAAAUGUUUUCAUGGAAUUAAGCCAAGAGUUAUUAAUCACAAAGGAGAAAUGCAGUGUGAAUGUGAGUGCUGAAGGACACUUGAAGUAAAUGGUUAAUUAAAAUGUAUGUAGCUUGACAAAAAUGCACACGAAAUAAUAUUUUGUAUGUAAUAAGUAAAAUAACAGCAUAAAUCAGGAUCGUGUCUGUGU
This is a messenger RNA of Sphaeramia orbicularis (orbiculate cardinalfish), 1450 nucleotides long. It is a transcript of the gene eva1ba, whose product is annotated as eva-1 homolog Ba (C. elegans). Lineage: Eukaryota; Metazoa; Chordata; Actinopteri; Kurtiformes; Apogonidae. The record is from RefSeq and is a predicted model, not a curated record. The transcript has 5 exons. Bases 545 to 1039 code for a protein of 164 amino acids.